AUGCUCUGGAUAAAAGCGAAUUUGAAUUUUUUGAGGACCGUGAUUGAAACUCGAAAAACCGUAUUUAUUGCAGCCGAGUCCAGGACAGUGAACGCUCUAGAAACUACAAUGAACGGUGUGUUCGCAGUGAACAAGCCAUCGGGCCCUACUUCGCAUGACAUUGUACAUAAGAUCCGUGAUCUAUUUAACAAAUCGUCCUUAUUUGAAGCCGAUAUUAAAAAGGUUACCAGCCAAUAUAAGGGAGGCAAGAAGUCGCGUAGACAGCGACUACCGCCUAUAAAAGUGGGUCAUGGAGGUACUUUAGAUCCACUGGCAGAUGGCAUUCUAGUAAUUGGCGUUGGAAAUGGAACGAAAGAAUUACCUAAAUAUCUUGGCAAUUGUACGAAAGUAUAUCGAGCAACUGCCUUACUAGGUACUACCACGGAUACCUAUGAUUCGGAAGGAAAAGUUGUGGGUAGAGGAAAGACAGAUCACAUUACCGACGAAAUGGUCGCGACUGCAUUAACAAAGCUUCGUGGUGACAUUUCUCAGAUCCCUCCUAUUUAUUCAGCCCUGAAGAUGGGCGGCAAGAAACUCUAUGAAUAUGCUCGGUCUGGCCAGCCAUUACCGCGAGAAAUUGAGGCCCGCAAUGUGACUGUCCACGAAUUAGAACUUAUAAACGGUGGAUUGCAGUGGGAUCACAAAUUUUCUGCUCCUGCUAUUGAGAGUCCGGAAGAAGAAAGGAAAAUUUCAAUCGAAUUUGAAGAGAAAUCUCUACAGUCAAAGGGACUUGCUCCUCCACCAGAGCUGUUUUACGAUGGAACGAUUCCUGAAAACUCAAAACCAAGCCCUAUUCUUGAGAUUAGAUUCAGUGUUUCUUCAGGAACAUAUAUUAGGACAUUGAUCCAUGAUCUUGGCUUGGCAUUAGGAUGUGGUGCACACAUGGUGACACUGACCCGUCUCCAACAAGGCAAUUGGAAAGUGGGUGAAAACGCAUUUGAACUGACUGAUUUCACACAACACCCUGACUCCUACUGGGGACCACCUUUACAAUAUUACUUGCAUUCUGGACCUGGAGAAACUUUAAAAAAUCUCUUUCCCAAAGAAGAACCCGGGCCUGCUACCCAAGAUCAGGAAGAAAAUGAAACGAAAGAAGACACAGCUCUGACAAACGUUAAACAAAAAAAUCCGGAUCAUGUACAGGGAACUGAAACGGAAAACUACAAACGAUAA
Molecule: messenger RNA, 1212 nt
Organism: Sugiyamaella lignohabitans
Lineage: Eukaryota; Fungi; Ascomycota; Dipodascomycetes; Dipodascales; Trichomonascaceae
Gene: PUS4
Product: pseudouridine synthase PUS4
Exons: 1
Coding region: 1-1212 (403 amino acids)
Biological process (GO): mRNA pseudouridine synthesis; tRNA modification
Cellular component (GO): mitochondrion
Molecular function (GO): pseudouridine synthase activity; RNA binding
Source: RefSeq, a predicted model, not a curated record